This is a messenger RNA of Blepharisma stoltei, 1692 nucleotides long. The record is from the annotation of a GenBank genome assembly. NCBI's taxonomy places the organism in Eukaryota, Ciliophora, Heterotrichea, Heterotrichida, Blepharismidae.
AUGGAUCUAAAUUUUUCAAGCCCAAAGAAGUUUAACGGAAUUUCAUUAGAAGACUCAGGAGAUCUCGUCGUUUUUAAAGAUAUUGAAAACACGCCUAAGACAAAAAUGAAUGAUCGAUACACAAAAACAGUCGAAAAUUCCCCUUUAAAAGAUGCCUAUAUCAAACCAAAAAAGCUAGAAAUUGAUAUAAAGCACAAUAUCGAGAAUUACAACACCCAGCCAACUCAUCGCAAAUAUAUGUCAAGAAUCCCACUUUCCCCUGCAAAUGAAUGCAUUUCAUUGAAAAAAACACUUUUUAAAAAAAUUGAGCCACCUUCUAUGCUAACACAAAGAGCUUCAAGCGUAUCACCAUCGCGGACAAUCGGAAGACGCACUUUUUUGACUGAAGAAAAAAAUCCGAUUUUUCCGCUUAAUUCAGAGCAGUUUUUAAAAGAGUUUGCAAAUGGAAUUUCUGAAGCGGAAAAACGAGAAAUUAUAGGAUAUGGCACAGUUUAUUAUACCAUUUCAUGGUAAUUUAUAAUAGGGAUUAAUUAAUAUAAUAUUUGUCAUAUUUUUAAUAAUAAGGAUAUUUUAAUGCAAAAUACUCAAAAUCCAAGUACAACCCAAUCGCAAGAGAAGAUUUUGACGUUAUUAUAGGCGACCACGUAAAAUAUCGAUAUGAAAUUUUAGAAUAUCUAGGAAGCGGAACUUUUGGAAGAGUCCUGAAGUGCUUCGAUCACAAAUUAGAUGAGCCAGUCGCUAUAAAGAUCAUGAAAAAAAAUCCCAAGCACCAGAAACAAGGAGAAUCUGAAGCAAAAUUUUUAGAAAUUUUACAGAGAGCAGACCCAGAAGACUCAAAAAACAUUAUAAGGAUGAAGGAGAGAUUUAUGUUUCGAGGGUAUUUUUGCAUAGUUACAGAGCUCUUUAGCAUUAAUUUAUACCAAUUUUUGAGGAAAAACAGCUUCCAAGGGGUAAGUAUGACUUUACUUAAAAGAAUUGCUAUACAAUUACUGAUUGCAUUAAAGCAUAUCCAUUCACAAGGACUAAUUCAUUGUGAUAUUAAGCCUGAAAAUGUGCUUCUAAAGCAAGAAGGAAAAUCAAGUAUAAAAAUAAUUGAUUUUGGUAAUGCCUGUGAAAAAAAUUUAUUUCCUAUUAAUUUGAAUAGGCAAAUUAUAAAAUAAAAAAAAUUUCUUAUCAAAAAUAAUCCAGAGCACUAUAGUUUUUCACACAUAUGUGCAAAGCCGAAUUUACAGAUCCCCUGAAGUUGUCUUAGGCCGCAAAUACAACUGCAAAAUCGACAUAUGGUCAUUAGGCUGCAUGCUAGUCGAGCUCUAUCAAGGCACCCCUCUCUUCCCAUGCGAGAACGAGCAAGACCUCUUACGAAGAAUUGUUAUCGCAAUUGGGCUGCCUUCUGUAAGUUUCCUCCGCAGCUGCUCCCGAAAAAACAUUUAUUUUACCCCAGAUUACAAGCUAAUCAGGGUAAAAGAAAACAAAAGAAGCUACUGUCCUUCACCUCGGACUUUACUACAAAUCCUUGAAGGCGCUGACUCAGAUUUUUCUUCUUUUAUUGAAAGAUGCUUAACUUGGGACCCUCAAGACCGAAUUACUGCAGAAGAAGCCUUGUCUCAUCAAUGGAUAAACCCAAAUAAAGAACAAAUUACCCCACUGCGUAAGACGAGGUCACGAUUUUUUAGUGAGACUCAUAAAUUUUAA